UUGGCUCUUCCUCAAGAUGGCGGCGCCCAGGCGCGGCGUGGCUGGGGGUAAGAUGAAGCGGUCAGCGGCUGCCCGCGCUCGCCGCGGCGGGAAGCUGGACAGGCUGCGGCAGGCAGUGCAGGACUUCGUGCAGAAAGCCGGCGACCAGCCGCCGCUGCCCCUGCUGAAAGACUCGGAGAGGCAGAACCGUAGAAGCCGCCGGGAAGCGAGGAAGGAGAAGCGCAAGCUCAAGCGGAGCCGCCGCCGCCGCCUCCAACGCGGGGAGCCGGUGGAGGCUCCCGUCGCCCCGGCGGCCAAGCCGGCUCCUUCCAAGCCGGCUCCUUCCAAGCCGGCUCCUGCUGCCCGCCUCAGAGCCCCGGCCUCACCCGUCGCCGCCGCCGGAAAGCAGCGACCGGGACCGCCGGGGCCGCCACCGACACCCCGCGGGGUCCCCCACUCCGCAACCGCCUCGGCGCGGAAGCGGGCCCUGUUGGAGGCCAACGAGGAGGAGGACAAGGAGAUCCGGCGCCUGGAGCGGCUGCUGGGGCUCGGCAAGCGGCGCAAGAAGCAGGAGGGAGCCGCGGCGGAGAAGGUGCCUCAGAGCUUCCUGCGGGACGGGUUGGGCUACGUGCUGGGCGCCCUGGGCUCCCGGGCCGGCCUCAGCCAGCUGUGCGAGAUCAGCGACGACGAGGAGGCACCGCCGGGGCCGCAGGAGAGACAGCUGGGACCGGAGGAGGGGGAUGAAGAGCAACCGGACGAGGAGGAGCCGGAGGACGCCUCAGACCUUUCCGAGCGGGAGGAUGUGGAAGGACAAGGGGAGAGCGAAAGCUCAUCGUCGUCCCCCGAGGACGACGGGGUGCCGGAGGCCAGCAAACCCGAGGGCGAGGAGGUGGAGGAGAGUCAUAAUCACAGUGCUACGAAGUAUGUUCCCCCUCAAGUAAGGAGAGCUCAGGAGACACUAGAUGACAAGAAAAGAGAAGAAUUGGGAAGACUGAAGAAAAUGGUGAAUGGUCUCAUUAAUAGGCUGAGUGAACCAAAUUUGUCCUCCAUUAGUGGACAAAUGGAAGAGCUCUACAUGGCUAACAGCAGAAAGGACAUGAAUGAAACUCUGACAGAUAUUCUCAUGAAUGCGUGUGUUACUGCAGUUGCCACGCCUGCAAGAUUGUUGAUGGAGCACGUCCUUUUGGUCAGCAUUCUUCAUCAUAAUGUAGGAAUUGAGGUCGGUGCUCACUUUUUGGAAGCUGUGGUGAAGAAAUUUGAUGAACUCUCUAAAAGUGAUGCUGAGGGGAAAGAAUGUGAAAACCUGCUUGCCUUGAUUGCUCAUCUGUAUAAUUUCCAUGUGGUUCAUUGCCUGCUGAUCUUUGAUAUUCUGAAAAAGCUCGUUAGUGCUUUCACUGAAAAAGAGAUUGAGUUGAUUUUAUUUCUUCUGAAAAACGUGGGCUUUUCCUUAAGAAAAGAUGAUGCGUUGGCUUUAAAGGAACUGAUUACUGAAGCCCAGAGGAAAGCAAACACAGCAGAGAAGAAACUCCAGGAUCAGACUAGGGUUCGGUUUAUGCUAGAGACUAUGUUGGCACUAAGGAAUAAUGACAUGCGUAAGAUUCCUGGUUAUGAUCCUGAACCAGUUGAAAAACUUCGCAAAUUGCAAAGAUCACUGGUUCACAAAAGUGGUUCUGGAAAAGACACUCAGCUCCGUGUUUCCCUGGAAUCUCUACUCAGUGCAGAUCGGGUUGGUCGCUGGUGGAUAGUUGGGUCAUCCUGGAGUGGAGCGCCAAUGAUUGAUGAUACAAAUAGCAAGACUCAGCAGAAACUGCAUAUAGGAAAGGUGAGUUCAAAGAUAAUGGAGCUUGCUCGUAAGCAGAGAAUGAACACGGAUAUCAGGAGAAGUAUUUUUUGUGUCUUGAUGACUAGCGAAGACUACCUGGAUGCCUUUGAAAAGCUUCUCAAGCUUGGACUAAAAGAUCAGCAGGAGAGAGAAAUUGUUCAUGUUACACUUCACUGCUGCUUACAGGAGAAGACAUAUAACCCCUUCUAUGCAUUUUUGGCUAGCAAGUUUUGUGAAUAUCAAAGGCGAUUUCAGGUGACAUUUCAAUUUAGUAUUUGGGAUAAAAUCAGAGACUUAGAAAACUUGUCAGCUGCGGCCAUCUCCAACUUGAUUUCACUGUUGGUUCAUUUAUUAAGGACAAAAUCAUUGUCACUUUCAGUUCUCAAGGUAAUCGAAUUCAGCGAACUAGAUAAACCCAAAGUCCGUUUCUUGCGACAAGUAUUAAGCAUGCUGUUAAUCAAAACAGAUGGUGAAGACCUUUGCGACAUUUUUGUGAGGAUAUCUGACAACCCCAAACUGGGAAUGCUACGGGAAGGCUUGAAACUCUUCCUUACCCACUUCUUACUGAAAAAUGUACAGGCCCAAAAAAGUGCUGAAGAAGCUAGCUUAUUAAAAGAAAGAGUUGAACUAGCAACCAAGGCUUUGCAAGCAAAAGAACCCAAAUUGAGGCUGUAGUUCUAUUUUUCUAAUAAAACUUAUAGAGAAACUGAGUCUGCACAAAGAUGCAAAGCUUUGAUAGUCUUUCAGACCCAAAUAAUUGAGAAUGAGGAGAGCCUUCUUACGCUGAAGGAUCUCUUUUUUUUAUGCAGUUACUUUGCUCUACACAAUUGUUACAGGUUGAAUUGAAGGUGAUACAAGGCCUUUUGAAGAAAGGGAAAAUGCGUUUUUUGUCAUGUCCCUUUUUAGUAUGAGUGCUUCAUGUUGAUGGUUACUACUGGGAGAAGAGGGUGAAUUUACUGCUAACUGGGAGUAUCAUAGAGAGUGUUCUGCAUUGCAUGUUUUACCAUUUUCUGUAAAAUAAUAAGAUAACACUGACCACCAUCUGUUAAAGAAUGAGCCUUAACUAAAGACUUUUAGUAACUAAUCAUUGUACUUGCCUGAAGAAACAGGCCACUAGAUGGCACAAGUACUGGUGAGUCACUUUUGGAAGAAACUAACUUUUUUCUUAAAGUGUUAGUUAUCCACUAAUUCUGUGAAUUGGUUACCUGACUCUGGGUCAGGAAGAGAUCUUCAGUUGGAGUCAAAGCUUUAGUAAAGCAACUGGAAGAUCUGACUUUGCCCGAUUAUAUUGGGUUUAGAGAUCACAGCAUAGUUUUAUUGCUCUUUUAGCCUGGUUUUUUCAGCUUUAAAAUUGGAGUUGCCUAAUCACUUGUGUUAAUUGAAUUUUUAUAGGCAUAAAGAAUGAUAUCAGUAUGAGUCUUUUAUUAAGAGAAUACCUUCCUAAAGAAUUGGCUUGCAUUUUCCAUUCAGAUGUUAAAUAAUCAUGGAUUUCUUUGUAACACUCAGUGUAAAUGGUUUGUUUCUUUUGUCACCUUACCACUACACAUUAAACUGCAAUUUUUCUAAGGGC
Molecule: messenger RNA, 3371 nt
Organism: Strigops habroptila (Kakapo)
Lineage: Eukaryota; Metazoa; Chordata; Aves; Psittaciformes; Psittacidae
Gene: NOM1
Product: nucleolar protein with MIF4G domain 1
Exons: 11
Coding region: 17-2476 (819 amino acids)
Biological process (GO): ribosomal small subunit biogenesis
Cellular component (GO): nucleolus
Molecular function (GO): RNA binding; protein binding
Source: RefSeq, a predicted model, not a curated record